AUGAAGUACUCGACCGCGCUCGUCGUGGCCACGGCCUCGGCGGUCAACGCGGGUUACUGUAGCGACGCCUUUGAAGAGUUCGGAAACUACUUCUGCCCUAAUGCGGUUAAGCAAAUCAAGUAUAGUGGCCUUGACAUCGCUGGCAAGUACCGCGCCGUUGCCCAGAUGGACAACACUGGAACAUGCACGUUCGAGGACAAGGACUACUCUGGUCCCAUUGCCCCGUUCGACGAGGAUUUGACUAUGCACUUCCGAGGUCCCCUCGAACUGAAGACCGUCGCUGUCUUCACCCCUUCUUCGAGCGCGUCCAAGCGUGAGGUCCAGAGACCUCAUUCCAAGCGCCAUGGCCACCAGCACCUUCACAAGAAGCACCACGAACACGCCAAGGCCGAGAAGCGCGAAGAUAUGGUCGUUGCCACGAUUGAUGGCCAGGUGGUGUCGUGGGUGAACAAUUAUUUCGGUAGUGCCGCCGAGACCUCUACCACCGCUCCGGCUUCCGCAGCUACGGAGACCCCUGCUGCUUACCCUACUGCCUCUACACCUGACAGCAGCUCUAAAGCGGCAGCUCCGUCGUCGUCUAGUUCCGCCUCUGUCGAUGUUCCUGCUGGCGACUUCCAGCGUAUCGCCUACUACAACGCUCAGGACCAGACCGCCGAUGGUCUCGUUUUCCUCGGUAACCUUGGUGACCCAGCUAUCUCUGGUACCUGGGACACUGUCUGGGGUUCUAGUUUGGCCUACGCUAACGAGGAUGGCACCAAGGCUGCUGCCUCCCCCACCGUUCUUAAGGACUGCCGUAUCGAGGACAACAAUGAAAUCAUUAUCGCUUCUGAUGAAAAGUGCGAUGACAGCUGUGGUGCCGUUCGCCCCGACUCCGUUGCUUACAAGGGAUUCGGUGGUGCUAACAAGGUCUUCCUUACCGAGUUCUCUAUGCCCCUGAGCGGCCAGACUGGCUGGAACAUGGAUAUGCCCGCAUACUGGCUGCUAAACGGUGCCAUUCCACGAACGGGACAAUACAGCAGCUGCAGCUGCUGGGCUGGUGACAACUCGAGCCCUACACAGGGUGGUUGUGGUGAGGCCGAUAUCAUCGAGAUCCUCCGCACCGGUGACACCAAGGCCAAGUCGACUUUCCACUUCGCUGCCGGCACUGGUGACUCUCACUACUUCGACCGCCCGACCAACAAGACCAUGAAGGUUGCCGUCGUCUUCCAGGCUGCCUCGUCCACCGCCUCUAUCAAGGUCCUCGAUGACGACUUCGACAUGACCGGCACCAGCCUGACCUCCGACCAGGUCGAGGACAUGAUCAACGAUGAGUCUGAUACCAGCCUCUUUAGCUUGAUGACCUUCGGCGCGUAAAAAUUUUGGGGCGGAUCGGUCACGAGGGAUGAGGGUGACGAGGAAGAGGAAAGGAGGAAAGGAAAGGAGGGGUGGAUGGUCUGGGAACGACGGUUGACGUCUGCUUCUGGACUUGCUUUUUGAUGUGUCUUCUACGAUGGAUAUAGGAGCAGUUUUGCAACGUGUUUUUCUGCACCCGAUAUUCCCCUUUUUGCAUAUUUUGAUUUGAUUUGAUUCUACAACAUCAGGGGGUGUUACCUCGUCCCGAAGUGUUUGCUUGAAGUGUGAAGUUGGUUAGGUACGCGUGAGAUUCUACCGAGCUGCAUGUUAGAGGUGGUGGGCCGGCUGGGAUUCCUUGGGCGUUAGAAGAAGGUCUGCUGCUGAGAAGAUUGCGCGGGGGUUUGUCGUGAUACCGCGAGGCUCUGCGAGGUCUUGGGUUGCUCCCGAGACAGACCUGGUGUUCCGUGAUAUUUCGCUUAAUUUACUUACUUCCCGAUCGCAGACCCAGAGGUAACUUUCAUCCCGGGCGAUGUUUCAAUGGUAUACCUUGUACACCCUCUAUCUUGUGUUGUAUUAGGAUUUAUCGCGAUAGCCUAGGUACCUUUAAUGUAUAUACAGCAUACAGUUAGGAGGUAGUUAAUAGCUUAUUAGAAUCAACCUUAGAAUCAACCUUCUUUACAGACAGCACUUACUCGGGUAAUUCUUUGCCAAUCAUACAUACAUAAAUUUAUAAUAUCUAA
Daldinia vernicosa is the source of this 2072-nucleotide messenger RNA. RefSeq names its product putative TOS1-like glycosyl hydrolase-domain-containing protein. Gene Ontology annotation, cellular component: fungal-type cell wall. The transcript is spliced from 4 exons. Bases 1 to 1353 code for a protein of 450 amino acids. The record is from RefSeq and is a predicted model, not a curated record. NCBI's taxonomy places the organism in Eukaryota, Fungi, Ascomycota, Sordariomycetes, Xylariales, Hypoxylaceae.